This is a messenger RNA of Anguilla anguilla (European eel), 2359 nucleotides long. RefSeq names its product SIN3-HDAC complex associated factor, like (gene sinhcafl). Gene Ontology annotation, biological process: negative regulation of cell migration. The transcript is spliced from 6 exons. The record is from RefSeq and is a predicted model, not a curated record. NCBI's taxonomy places the organism in Eukaryota, Metazoa, Chordata, Actinopteri, Anguilliformes, Anguillidae. The coding region runs from base 207 to 896 and encodes 229 amino acids.
CAUUCGUGUUCGGAAGAGGAGGUUAUACGCCAUAUAUGGUGUUUCUGUGACUACGUUUUGUGUGUAAUGUUUUUAUGCUAAUAUCAUUCUAAUAUCCAGCUGUAUGCUGUAGUAAGGCAUGCGCAGUGUCGUACUAAGAAAUCGGUGUGGAUUCAAAGUUUUUUGUCUGUAUUUCGUUAUUCGCGCUCAACGUAUAGUAGACUGGGAUGUUUGGUUUCCACAAAUCCAAGAUUUACCGCAGCAAUGAAGGCUGUUGCAUUUGCAAGACCAAGUCCUCCAGCUCGCGGUUCACAGACAGCAGCAGAUACGAGGAAAACUUCAGGCUAUGCUUUGGCUUGGUUGAAGAUCGAGUCGGAGACAUCUGCAAUGCUUGUGUCCUAUUAGUGAAGAGAUGGAAGAAACUGCCUCUGGGAUCUAAGAAGAACUGGAGCCAUGUGGUGGAUGCCAGAGCAGGGCCUGGCUUCAAGCUGACCAAACCCAAAAAGGUCAAGAGGAGUGACAUGAAAAAGAAGAGCAAACUAAGGAAGCUUCACAAAUUGAAAAGGCAAAAUUCGGACGCGCACAGCACCACCUCCAGCACGUCCCCGUCCCAGUCUCCCAGCUACAGCAACCAGUCCGAUGAUGGCUCGGACAUCGAGUCCAAGCAGAGGCGAUCCACCCCAUCCAUAUUCUCCUUCCUGGACCGCUCCUACUGGAAAAGGCAAAAGGUGUGCUGUGGCAUCGUGUACAAAGGCCGCUUUGGGGAGGUGAUGAUCGACCCUCGAGUCUUCAAGCCCUGCUGCAGCUCCAGGAAGCAGACGAAGCUCGCGCCCACGCCGGACGCCCAUCUCCCCGAAACGCGGCUCCCUGAGACGCUGCCCCCUGUGCUCCCGGAGGAGCUGAAGGAGAGUUGGUGACUGCACCCUCCCUCCCUGAGGUCUCUACACCAGUGGUUCUCAAACUUGGUCCUGGGGGACCCCUGUGCAUGCUGGUUUUCGUUGCAACCAUAAUUGCACACCCAGAAUUUUAACAAGCUGUUAAUUUUUCUUGUUUAGGUGUUUUCAUGUUCACCGAGCAGGAACGCACCUGAUUCUGCUAAUCAACCACUAGAGUCUUUGCUAAGCACCUUGAUUAGUAGAAUCAGGCGUGUUACUGCUUCGUUGAAACAAAAGCAAACACCCACACUGGCCCUUUCUGGAUAAGAUUGGGGACCCCUGCUCUAAAACAUGGAAGCACCUAAUCAAGAAAAAUUAACAGCUUGUUAAAAUUCUGGGAUUGCGAUUGUGGUUGGAACGAAAACCAGCAUGCACAGUGGUCCCCCUGGACAGAGUUUGAGAACCACUGCUCUACACCUCUGUUUUGUCUCCAGUGGCAGACUCUACCCCUCUCCUCCAUUCGUUUACUGUGUAUCUAUGAGACAGGUAAAUGGUAUCUCUGCUGGUUUUCUGAAAUGUAUUUGUCUGUUUAAAAAAAAAAAGAUAAUUUUUUUUAAAGAGAACAAAAAGCUUUUUCUAAAGUAUGGGCAUUAGUGAGAUAUUUAUAGGAUCAGGAAGCAUAAUUAUGUAUGAACUUAAAAGGCUGAUUAUUCUUUUUGUUUUGUAAGACUAAAACCAAUCGUUUUAAUUUAACAGUACCUAUGUUUGUAAAUACUGUCAUUAUGCCAGUGCAUCACUUGCCUCCUGUAGAUUCUUUCCAUUUUUUAUUUCCAUAUGGUAAAAAAUGAAUAAACGUGUGUUUUGUAAAAGGUGAAAGUAUUUGGAUACAGACAUGCAAAAUUUGGCAUCUCAAGCGGUAGGAUGGGUUUUUGGUUAAAGCAGAGCUACUAAGCAGUGUUAAUGCUGUUUGACAUUUUUCUGUUAAGAUUUUUACUUGUGGUCUGUAUAAAUUCAUUAUUGCUAGUCUUCCAAGAAGUUUUGAUUGUCAAGUUUUGUACCAUAUACUGUAACAAGUAAAGGAUUUACUAUAAUGGGCCUUAACAAAUGUAUAAGCAGAUGUGUAUUGUAAGAGGAUGAAAGAACCGUUGAUCUAUUGUUUUCUACCACAGCUUUGUGGAAUUGUUUUCUGCUAGGGGUGUUGUCAUAAACUCAAAUCUGCAGAAUACGGCAAGAGACCUUUUAUGCAGGGUGGAGAACUUUUGUAUUGGUGUGGGAUCAUUUGAACAUACUCUAGAAGUGGCAUAUUGACUGGAUUUAGGGUAUUGCUUGUUUUUCUUUUUCUUUUUAGUCAUCCUUUUGGGGUCCAUUGUAAUGUCCUUUAAAAAAGAAAAUCUGAAUCGACUGCAGACAUUUUGGAGAAUCUGUUCUGUUCUUGUCUUAGCGAGUUGGUUUCACCAAAGAUAGCAUCUUAUUGUCUAAAUAAACAUUGUCAUGCCCCCCCCCCC